AUGUUGGAGGAGAUUGAGCAGAAUUUCUCAGCAGAAGCAGGACCACCUCGUGAGGAACUGUCUGUUGAAAGGCAGCUGCCAGUCUUGAUUUUCAACCUGACACUCGCUCUUCGGGCGGUGGCUUCGGGCCGGAGCGCCACGCAGGCUGUAGUUGACGAUUGGCUGGGAAGCUACAAGAAGGAGCAGGAGUCUGGCUUCCUGGAGCUGUUCAACUUUCUUGUUCGCUCCUGUGGCUGCAGAGGUGUAGUGACCAUAGAGAUGCUCAGAGGACUCCAGAACUCAGAGAUCAUCCAGCAGCUGACAGAAUCCUUUGAUGAGGAGUCAGCUGAGUACCCGCUAUCCCUAAGCACCCCAGCAUGGCGACGGUUCCAGAUGGGUUUCUGUGAACUGAUGACAGUUCUUGUGCACCGUGCCCAGUAUGGUGUCAUCUAUGAUGGGUUUUUAAUGGACAGUCUCAUUGCUCUGCUGACUGGCAUGUCUGACUCUCAAGUUCGCGCCUUCCGCCACACCAGCACCUUGGCAGCCAUGAAACUGAUGACUGGCCUCGUGCACGUGGCUCUGAGCGUCAGCAUGCAGAAAGAGAACUGUCAGCGGCAGUAUGAGGCCGAGCGGGCCAAGGGACUAAGCCGGAGGGCCCCGGAAAAGCUGGAAGGGUUGUUGGAGCAGCGCAAGGAGUUCCAGGAGAAGCAGCAGGAGCUUGAGAGUUUGAUGAAUGCUGUCUUCAAGGGAGUCUUUGUUCAUCGCUAUCGGGACCUUGUACCUGAGAUCCGUGCCAUUUGCAUUGAAGAGAUGGGUCAGUGGAUCCAGCAUUACAGCAAUUCUUUCCUGACUGAUGGCUACCUCAAGUAUAUUGGUUGGACGCUCUAUGACAAGCAGGGGGAGGUUCGGCUCAAGUGCUUGCUGGCUCUGCAUGGACUCUAUUGCAGCCAGGAAACGGCAUCCCGGAUGGAACUCUUUACAAGCCGCUUCAAGGAGCGGAUGGUCUCCAUGGUCCUUGAUAAGGAGCCCCAGGUGGCUGUGGAAGCUGUCAGGCUGCUCACCUUAAUUCUUCAGAAUAUGGGUGAUGUGCUCACGGACUCUGACUGCGAAAACGUCUUUCCGCUUGUGUUUGCUUCCAGCCGGCCCAUAGCUGCUGCUGCUGGCGAAUUCUUAUAUAAGAAGUUGCUUGUGCCCACAGCAUGCACCAAGAUAGAGGAGCGCCACCAGAGCAGCCAGGUCUUCCUUCAGUCGCUCCUUCUCUUCUUCAUUGAAAGUGAGUUCCAUGACCACAUGACCUAUUUGGUAGACAGCCUGUGGGACUGUGCUGCUGCUCUGCUGAAGGACUGGCCAGUGAUGACCGGGCUGUUGCUGGACGAGCUUCCCGCGGAGGGCUUGGAUGACCAACAGGAAAGUGCCCUUGUUCUGCUCCUGGUGGCCAGCAUAAGACAGGCCACGGAGGGAUACCCGCCUGUCGGCAGGGUCUCUGGAAAGAAGGUGCUCUCUGCUAGGGAGCGCAAAGUGCACGCCGAGGACCGUCUGAGACUCACCCAGCACCUCAUUCCACUGCUGCCCCAGCUGUUGGCUAAGUUCUCGGCCGAUGCAGAGAAAGUGGUACCUCUUCUGGAGGCUGUCUGCUAUUUGGACCUGACCCUUUACAGCACAGGCCGGCUGGAGAAGUACUUAGAACUGCUGCUGACUCAGCUAUGGGAAGUAGUGGACAAGCACACCGACUCCGAGGUGCUACAGGCAGCUUCCCGGACUCUUCACGUGCUCUGCUGUCCGGAAUUUGCAUUCUACAGCCGAGCAGAUUUUGCUCGCAGCCGCCUCGUGGACCAUCUGGCGGACAAGUUCCAAUUCAAAGUCACCGAACUGCUCCAGUCUUCAUUUCUGGAGCAGGAGGAGGCAUAUAGCGUGGCCACCACCCUCAAGCGCAUUGCCAUCUUCCACAGUGCUCACGACCUGACUCCAUGGCGCUUCCUUGAGCCUUGCGUCCGCCUCCUGCACCACAGAGUGGACACUGGCGAGGUCCCGACAGAGGUGGUGGUCUCUGCUAUGACCUGCGCACACUUCUCAUUGCUCUGGGAACUGGCACUCUUGCAUGCGGACAAAGGCCCCCUUUCCUCUGAGCAGCAGCUCAGCAACCUCCAGGAGAAAGUCGCCACAUUUUUCUCCCUCUGUCAGAGCUGCCUGGUGGACAUGGACCCUCGUGUCCAGGAGCAGGCCUUUGUGCUCCUUAGUGAUCUGCUCCUGAUCUUUGGGCCCCAGCUGGCCCAGGGAGGGCGCCAGGAGCUGCAGGCGCUCAUGCACCGGGCGGAGCCGUCUCUGCAGUUGCAGCUGGCUGGCUUCCUCAUGGACCGUGUCUUCAACCACAGCCAGGACCAAGAAGGUGAAGAUGAGAUGGUCCAGAUUGAGCAGCUACACCAGCGCCGCCGUCUCUUGGCUGGAUUCUGCAAACUCAUCAUCUACGGAGUCCUGGAUCUGAGCGCUGCCUCUGAUGUGUUCAAGUACUACUCCAAGUUCUACAGUGAUUACGGGGACAUCAUCAAGGAAACCCUGAAUCGGGCCCGCCAGAUUGACCGUAAUGAAUGGGCUCGCACGUUGCUUCUGUCUCUCCAGCAGUUGUGGACGCAGCUGCUCAUGGAACAGGGACCGGGAGGUGUGGACUCUGCAGCCUUCCUGGAAAUCCGUGACUUGGCUCGACGAUUCUCUUUGCUCUUUGGGUUACACCAGCUGCCGAACCGCUCGGCCCUCGUUGCCCUGCACAAGACCGGGAUAAAGUUUGCCUUCCAGGACCCAGCCUCCCCCAGCUCUGCUCUGGGCCUCGUCAACCUACCCCUCUUGGAGCUGCUGAGUGAAUUCUCCCCAAGACUGCUGGAUCCAGACAAAGCUCUGUUGCUGGCCUAUCUGAAGAAGACCCGUCAGGUUUACCUUCCCUCUGGGAACAGCAAGCCACCCAGCUGGACGUCCUUCCUGCUCUACCAGCGUUCCUUGAGUUCCCCAGAAGACACCGAUCCACAGCCCUUGGAUUCAGAAGUUAAGCAGAGGCCCAGAUCAGCCCCCAAGAGGAGGAGGCGCCACCUGGAUGAGUCCUCUGAGGCCAGGAGCGACAAGGCCAGCCGCCCCUCCAGCGCUAUCAGCCACCUGCAGCUCCCUCUGCUCUCCUCUACUGUCCUGAGGAAGAAACUCCCACCUCCCACCUUUCAACUGGGGCAGGAGGAGUCGGGCUCCGAAUCAGAGUUUGUGCAGAGCCAACCGUGGCUGGACUCUCCGUCGUCCCGUGGUGCUUUCCACAGCCCCCAGCAGCAGGACCAUGAUGACAAGGCCAGCCUCUCCACCAGCACCAGCAGCUCCCCACAUCCUGGCCUCAGGGGGAAGCCUCUGCCUUCAGCCGCUCGGCUGGGACGGCAAGAGUCUGGCUCAGAGUCGGAGUUUGUACAGAGGCCCCAAUCCGCACAAGCUGGAGAGACAGCAAUGAAGGCACCAGAGACCAGUGAGGAAGAAGAGGAAGGAUUGGGCUCUGGGCCAGGUGAUGAUGGAACAUGGAAGAAAGGAGCCCCGUGAGGUGGAUUUAUGGGAGGCAGGCCAG
Molecule: messenger RNA, 3565 nt
Organism: Pogona vitticeps (central bearded dragon)
Lineage: Eukaryota; Metazoa; Chordata; Lepidosauria; Squamata; Agamidae
Source: RefSeq, a predicted model, not a curated record